Olea europaea var. sylvestris is the source of this 2510-nucleotide messenger RNA. RefSeq names its product protein phosphatase 2C 77-like. Gene Ontology annotation, molecular function: protein serine/threonine phosphatase activity; cation binding. Gene Ontology annotation, biological process: protein dephosphorylation. The transcript has 5 exons. Lineage: Eukaryota; Viridiplantae; Streptophyta; Magnoliopsida; Lamiales; Oleaceae. The record is from RefSeq and is a predicted model, not a curated record. Bases 781 to 2274 code for a protein of 497 amino acids.
AUUCUCUGGUUGACACAUAAUUGUUUAUUUUUCUUCGGAGUCUUAAAAGAAAAGAUCCAUUUAGGUAUAGGUGUCAAUAAAGCAUUGUUUUAGAUCAAUAUUGUGUGGAGAAACUUUUGACUGAUUUGAUCAAAGGUUAGAUUUUUAACACUUGGAGGUGUAAAAAACAAGAGAGGACUAGUUUAAAUGAAGAUAUUUUUUCUUUUUAACUUGACUUGAGAGAACAAGAUACAAACAUUUCUGAGUUCUAGGCUUUUGUAAUGACUUGUGAGUUUUAUAUUUCUGGUUCGUUUGCUUUGUUUUAGUUUUACUAAUUGGAAUCAAAAGAUAUUAAGUUUUUAUGUUAUGAUUAGAUUGCUUGAUGAUUUCUGGAUAUAGAGGAAUCUAAGAAUAGAAAUCAAGAAGAUGCUAAUUGAUGUCUUAAGAAUUUCCUUGUAGAAGUCUCUUGUAAAUUGAUUCCCUUUAUUUGAAAGUUUUGAUUCAGAUUCUCUCAUUUAGCUGAUCUCCCUUUUUAAGUUUCACUUCUCUUUUAGUUUAUAGCAUUGGGGUCUUUAUUAUUUUAUUCUCCUGAUUUCUUGGAAAUUUUAUGUUGAAUUUGAAUCAAUUUAAUUGAGAAGUGAAACUCUGUCGAAGGGGGAUUUAACUUUUUUCUAGAGCUUUAUGUAACUGUCAAAUGGUAAUGGUGGAUGAAAUUUGUUUUGCGAUAUGAUUAACAACCUGUGUUAAAUCACCGGGACUAAGAUAGUAACAAACACAAGAAGCUUCUUGCCAGAACCAGCAAUGACUAAGCUGCCUUUGGUUCCUCUUACUCACGAAAAUAGACGUAUUAGCUCGAGUGUUCCACAGAGUCGACUUGGUAUCAAUAUAGAGUCAAUUUACGACGAAUUUCAGGAAGGUGAGGGCAAUUCGUUGUCGAGGGCUAGGAAAGGUGGAACUUGCUUGAUUGCUAGUGAUGCUAUUAGCCAGGAAGGCAAGGAAGAUGAUCCGGUGGCACUCACUAGUGACCAAUUUCGGGAUUCCAUAUCUUCUCAAUAUGUCUCUAAUGGUACUAGCAGCUUGUGCAUUCGGGAAUGUGCAGCUCUGGAAACUGAUUCUGAGACAAUAGCAGCUGUUUCCUUAGAUGAAAAUGGUGAUAUUGCUCAUGGCAUUAAGAAACUUGUUUCAUGGGAGUCGAAUAUGAAGUCAGAGAUAAUCAGUGAUCUCGUUUCUAUUGAAGAAAAUUGUGAGGCUUUAGGCAUUGAUGCAUCAAAAAGGACAUUUUCGGCUUCCAAGGUUUCUGAGGAAGUGAAGACGAAAUUGAAUUUUCCUCCUCUUUGGGGAUUCACAUCUGUCCGUGGAAGGAGGCUGGAGAUGGAAGAUACUGUCAUAGCUUUACCUUGGUUUUUGAGUAUCCCUUCUCAACUGUUGACUGAUAUACCAGUUAUGAAUGUCAAGCAUCAAGAUUUAAAAGCCCACUUCUUUGGAGUAUAUGAUGGACAUGGAGGCCGGCAGGUUGCUGAAUAUUGCCGUAAACGUAUUCAUUUAGCUUUAGCUGAGGAGAUCAACAUUGCAAAAGAAAAUUGGCAUAAUGGAAUUGAUGAUUAUUGCAAUCAGGAGGAACAGUGGAAGAAGAUCUUUCUGAAUUGUUUCCGUAAAGUUGAUGAUGAGGUUGGAGGAUUCCAUGGAGGAGAUGGGGAAAGUGCUAUGGUUGAACCUGUUGCUCCCGAGGCUGUUGGAUCUACAGCCGUGGUUGCAAUUGUUUGUCCAACACAUAUCAUUGUUGCGAAUUGUGGUGAUUCAAGGGCAGUCCUUUGUCGAGGAAAAGCACCAAUGCCAUUGUCUGUAGACCAUAAGCCAAACAGAGAAGAUGAAUACCUCAGGAUUGAGGCUGCAGGAGGCAAGGUCAUUAAUUGGGAGGGCUAUCGUGUUUGUGCAAUGCUUGCAGUAUCAAGGUCCAUAGGGGAUAGAUUUUUGAGACCCUACGUAAUAGCAGAUCCUGAAAUCAUGUUUGUUCCUCGAGCAAAAGAAGACGAUUGCCUUGUUCUAGCUACUGACGGUCUAUGGGAUGUAAUGACAAAUGAGGAGGCAUGUGAUUUGGCUCGAAGGCGGAUUCUACUGUGGCACAAAAGGAAUGGUCCCGCCCUGUCUAAAGAGAGAGGCGAAGAGGUUGACCCUGCGGCUCAGGAUGCAGCAGAAUACCUCUCAAAGCUUGCUUUUCGGAGGGGAAGCACAGAUAAUAUCUCUUUGAUCGUAGUGGAUCUGAAAGCUCAAAGGAAGUUCAAAAAGAAGAGUUAGGGUAAUUGAUUCUUGCUGUUACUUCCAUUUCUUUUCGACGAAUAUAGCUGAAAAUCUCAUUCUGUCGACAUAAUUUGAAAAAUUGUGUUUCAAAGUUUAGCUUCAGAGUCUGCAGGCUGACCUUGUAGACAGAUGUUUAUGGAUAUAUCAUAAUGUCUAAUAUAAGAGCGCAUAUUGAAAUUGUAUCACUAAGAGAAUUGCUAAUUUAUUUUAUGGUUGGAUUUCCCUGCAUUCAA